This is a messenger RNA of Aspergillus heteromorphus CBS 117.55, 3805 nucleotides long. Its product is annotated as putative 1-phosphatidylinositol-4,5-bisphosphate phosphodiesterase Plc1. Bases 161 to 3625 code for a protein of 1154 amino acids. Gene Ontology annotation, molecular function: phosphatidylinositol-4,5-bisphosphate phospholipase C activity; calcium ion binding. Gene Ontology annotation, biological process: phosphatidylinositol-mediated signaling; lipid metabolic process. The transcript has a single exon. NCBI's taxonomy places the organism in Eukaryota, Fungi, Ascomycota, Eurotiomycetes, Eurotiales, Aspergillaceae. The record is from RefSeq and is a predicted model, not a curated record.
AUAGGUCGCCAUAUCAGGACCAACACGACCGCCUAGUUACUGCACGUCGUUGUUCAUUCGUCCCCUGAAGAGUCCAGGUGACUCAAGCAUUGGCGCGGUUCACGGCAGGUCUACAAUCUCACGUUUUGCAGCUGGGUGCUACGUCUGGCAGGUAUCCGCAAUGGCUUACGCCGCUGCUUCGUCGCCUUCGACCGUGAACGGCGACUCUCAAGCAAGUUUAAAACUUACUGGCUCUCUCCCCAAACCCCCAAAACUACAUAAUGUCAUCACUUCUGUUCCGCCCGCCCCUACUCCCUCUUCCGCACCGGUCUAUGCCUCUUCAUAUACGACUACACCAAACUCACUACGCCCUACCUAUAACUUCUCAAAUGCUUCCAGCCCCUCAGGCACCCCUCUACAAUCAGCCACUGACUCACUUCGUGGUCGAAUACCAUCUUUUCCUCUGAUACCUCCCGCCUCUCUUGAGCUUGGAGAGUCAAUCAUGGCUGUUCCUGGGAGUGCUAGCGCCUCCGGCUCGGGCGACGCGGUCGGUCAGGUUCCAAACAAAGGUCCAGGUCUAAUGCGCAGAAUAUCUCGGGGAGCCGCUAAUAAGCUCACUCGGAGACGGCAGUCCGCUUCGCAUAAUGACAAACGGGACCGCAGCUCUGGUCCCGUGACCAUUACCAUGCGCCGACGGAGUGAUAGCAAAACUGGACAAACUAGUUUCGAGAGCGCACUGGAGUCCAGUAACGAAGAAGAUAGCAACGACGCCCUGGAAUCUCUGGGAGUCUGGUGUGGCUCAGAAGCCUCCAGCUUGCAGAAUGAAAGCUUCAUGGCUACGUCUCGCAAUUCGGGUGCUGUGGCACCCAAGGUCGAUUCGGCGAUACAACGCGGCACGAUACUCACGAAGGUUACAAAGAAGCGACGGAAGCAAGUGCGAUUUUUCCUUGACCUUGAUGCUGGCAAAGUCUACUGGGAUGUUUCGAACCCGACAAAGCGUUUCUAUAUCGAUGACAUCAAGGAGAUCCGCGUGGGGGCCGAUGCAAGAAAUUACCGCGAAGAGCACCAGGUUCCACAGGAUGCCGAAAGUCGAUGGUUUACUAUCGUUAUUGCGGACGCCGAACGAUCGAAGGGACGAGCCGUGAAGACACUACACUUGAUCGCGCCCAACGACUAUAUUCUCGAACUCUGGACCACAACUCUUGAACACAUCUCCCGCUACAGAAUUGGUCUCAUGGCUGGCCUGGCUGGCUCCGGUCAGAGCGACGCGGUUUUGAAAGCCCACUGGCAGCGCGAGAUGACCAGAUUAUAUCCAAAGGGUCUGAAACCCGGUGAACUCGAGAGCUUAGAUUUCGGAGCAGUUGAGAGCGUUUGUCGCAGUUUGCACAUCAACUGUUCGAAGAACAUGCUCCGUGCUCAAUUUUCGAAGGCGGACAACAACAGCAAGGGCAAGCUAUACUUUUCUGAAUUCAGUGACUUUGUCGGUCGCUUGAAGGAGAGAAAGGAUGUGAAGGCUAUCUUCAAGGAUAGUGCUCUGGACCCCGAGGGCCUUACUGUCGAGGAAUUUCUGGCUUUCCUCCGCGACGUGCAACAGGAAGAUGUCGAAUCCGACCGAAGCUACUGGGUCUCCAUCUUUGACAAAUUUGUACGGAAGUCCAAACCGCGCGCACCGAGUCUCCCGGAGCAUUCUGAUAUCGCAGUUCCCCGCAUGGGACUUGAUGCUUUCACAUCUUUCCUAUCUUCUUCUUGGAACGGUGUAUAUGCGUCUCGCGCCCCUCAGUCCAGAUUCGACCGCCCUCUGAACGAGUAUUUCAUUUCCAGCUCGCACAACACAUACCUCUUGGGACGCCAGGUAGCUGGUGCCUCCAGCACGGAGGCAUACAUAAGCGCCUUGUUCCAAGGGUGUCGCUGUGUAGAGAUUGACUGCUGGGAUGGAGCGGAUGGCCGCCCUAUUGUCUCUCACGGAAGGACCAUGACUACUAGUGUUUUGUUUGCUGAUUGCAUCACUGUCAUCAACCGAUAUGCAUUCAUCAGCACGGACUUUCCUCUCAUUCUGUCACUCGAGGUCCAUUGCAACCCCGAGCAACAACUAGCAAUGGUGAAAAUCAUGAAGGAGACAUUCAAAGACCAACUGGUCUUGGAGCCUUUGCUUACAAACACGUUCGUCCUUCCCUCGCCGGAGGAGCUGAAGGGCCGCAUCCUUGUCAAAGUCAAGACAUGUGAUGAGACUCAAGGCGACAUGCGACAAGAAUCCACGAGCUCCUUGAUCAGUGCGGGUCGUAAACGCAGUUCGAGUUCUCCUUUCAUGCGCCCAGCAGUUCCUGAAUACCCAAUGAUUUCAAAUCUCCCUUCUCUUGCCGGGCCGUCCACGGCUGGCCCGGAUGGUAUCGAUGCAUUUAUAUCGCAAGACCGACGGUCUUUUACAACAACUAGCAUUAGCAGUGCUACAGAAGACAGUGAUGGUGCUUUGACAUCCAUGAGACGCGAACGGAAACGGCGCCAGAAGAGCAAAAUCACGAAACCUUUGUCAGACUUGGGCGUGUAUACCCGCGGUUACAAGUGGCAUAGCUUCUCGUCCCCGGAAAGUCAGCGGUACAACCACGUGUACUCAUUUGCUGAACGUUCUUUCGAGAGCAUCUGCCGCGAUGCUGAUGGCAAGGCCUUAUUCGAGAAGCAUAACCGCAAGUAUCUGACGAGAGUUUACCCAUCCGGCUUUCGCCUACGGUCAUCCAACUUCGAUCCUCUUAAAUUUUGGAGGCGCGGGGUGCAGAUGGCUGCCCUGAACUGGCAGACCUAUGACGUAGGAAUGCAAAUGAACCAGGCAAUGUUUGCGGCUGGAACUGACCGCACCGGCUACGUGCUCAAGCCCCAUUCCCUUCGUGCAGUUGAUCCUCUGGAUGAGGAUAGGAAGAAAGGUCUGGAGCGAAAGUUAAUUCGAUUCUCGGUUGAUGUCAUUUCAGCUCAGCAACUGCCUCGCCCUCGCACCCUUGGGCCCGAUGAUAAUAUCAACCCGUAUGUGGAAAUCGAGAUGUUCAGCGCGGAUGAUCGAGGUCAGAGCUUCGUCCUUGGUGAAGGGGGCAUGAACGCUUCUGCGCGGAACGGCAUGUCAGGAAUCGGCUAUCCGCAUCGCCGGCGCACGAAAAUCGAGCAGAGCAAUGGAUACAGCCCCAUCUUCAACGAUCGCUUCAAGUUGUCAUUAGAGACUAAGUACCCGGACUUGGUAUUUGUCCGUUGGACGGUCUGGAGCUCCUCGGAUGGCCGCAGUGCAGGAAACAACAACAGUGUUCAGUUGGCCACAUUUACAGCCAAACUCACCAGCCUUUCUCAGGGUUAUCGUUACCUGCCUCUCCAUGAUACAGGUGGCGAUCAAUAUCUAUUCUCGACCCUGUUCUGCAAGAUCGCAAAGGAGGAGCCUGUUUCAGUUCAACGACUAGAUGCCGACGAGCUCCGUGCAGAGCGAAUGGGUAUCCUUCGACAAAUCGGUCAAACUGUUUUCAAGCGGUCGUCAUCCACCGAACGCGACAGGGACGCUGGCUCAGACAAAGGAAACGAGACACCCCUCAGUCUGGAAGACAAUACGUCUCCCACUUCUCCGAUUUUGACACCAACCGUUUCCGCUGCGUCCACGUUGUCAUUGCCUCCUUAGGCUCCAUCAAAAGCGGUGCUGACUUUCGUUGCGAUGAUCGCGCAGCAGGCGCUGCGCUCCUCGCGGCCUCGUCGCCCCCAACGUCUCAUUUCGCCAUUACAUUGAUAUUUGUUUUAACCCGUGUGCAAGUAAAGAAGCGGUGUUCUGUCAGCUUUGGUUGUAUUUGUUUGCAUUCAUUAU